Messenger RNA from Polyodon spathula (Mississippi paddlefish), 2947 nucleotides. Its product is annotated as neurexophilin-4. The record is from RefSeq and is a predicted model, not a curated record. NCBI's taxonomy places the organism in Eukaryota, Metazoa, Chordata, Actinopteri, Acipenseriformes, Polyodontidae. Bases 337 to 1152 code for a protein of 271 amino acids. The transcript is spliced from 2 exons. Gene Ontology annotation, molecular function: signaling receptor binding.
CGCGGCCCCUUUAAGUGUCGUCUACCAGGAUGUUGAAACUCAUAUCUGGUCGUGAUCUCCCUGCCGAUCGCAUCAAUGUGUUUCUCCGCGCUGUGAUUUAUUAGAGGAGCGAACUUCUAUUCCUCAGCGCACCGCCGCGCCGCACGAUAAAUACAUGCCCGAUGGAUUUCGUUUUCUUUUGAGAACAGCUGUUGAAUUUGAACUCUUUUUUUCUUUCUUUUUAAACUCCCCCCCCCCCCGGAUUGUUUUUUAUUCUUCUUCUUUCAGCGGGUGUUUUUAAUGUUAAAGGAAAGAGUUUAGUGCUUCGUGUUACCCUUUUUUUUUUCGGAAGUUAUAAUGAGGGUGCAUUUCUGGACGGUUGUGGUUAUUGCAGAGUGGAUUCUACAAACGGUGGUUUGCUUGGAAAAGCAAGUGGGCAAGAACAUGGAAUACCUGGAAUUAGGGGCCAAGGAAUCGGUGGUCAAAAGUUUACCUUAUGGGGUUGAGGGAGGAGCAGUUGGAGGAAUCAAGCCACCAUUCCAAACUUCAAGGAUAUUUACGACGGCGGACAACCCCUUAAAGACCAAGACUCCCACUUACAGCUUCUUGAACCCAUAUGAAUGGGCUCGGAACCAGUCUCUGCUUCUGGAUCAGACCAACUACCGAUCCAAGCGCAAACCCUCUCUGAAAACAUCUAGGUCCAAGAAGAUCUUCGGCUGGGGGGACUUCUACUUCAACAUCAAGACCAUGAAGUUCAGUCUGCUGGUGACUGGGAAGAUAGUGGACCACAUCAACGGGACCUUCAGUGUGUACUUCCGCCACAACUCCUCCAGCCUGGGCAACCUCUCUGUCAGCAUUGUGCCGCCCACCAAAGUCGUGGAAUUUGAUGUCCUUCAGCUGCAGCAGUCCACCAUCGAGACAAAGGAAACCAAGACCUUCAACUGCCGAGUGGAGUACGAGAAGACCAACCGAGCCCGCAAGACCAAGCCCUGCCUCUACGACCCCUCUCAGACUUGCUUCUCAGAGCACACGCAGAGCCAUGCUGCCUGGCUUUGCGGGAAACCCUUCAAAGUCAUCUGCAUCUUCAUCUCCUUCUUCAGCAUUGACUAUAAACUGGUGCAGAAGGUCUGCCCGGACUACAACUUUCAGAAUGACCACCCCUAUUUCGGGUGAGGGCCGGAGGGAGUGUGGAUGGGAAUAUGGGCUUAAGUCAUAAUGCACUGUACCUCAGUUUUCUUCCUUGGGUUUGUAUGGGGAUGGCUUUUCCAUCAAAGAUGUACAUAUACAGUCUGUGAAUAAAUAGACACUACACAUAACAUUUCUGCACAGAAAAUAUUUUUUUGAGGGCAGGCCAUGGUGCAAUGUCCUGCAAGUUAUGUAUAAAGAUUGGAUCAUGUGGAUGAAGGUUGCCAUAACUCCUCAAUGGCUGCCUUCGAGCCCAUCAGCAUUUCCAGGUUUGGGAGAUCACCUUCUGUACCAGAUUUCUUCUAUUAGAGUCAUGUUGGGGGACUAGUUUACUUUCAAAUGGGAUCUUAGUCCACUGUUCAAGAAUUCACCCACACUUUUUGGUUCUUCGCUUUUAUUUUACUUUAAAUUUAGGAUAUGCAAAACACUAAAGCUGCUCGACAUGGUGUAGAUCCUGAACUGCGGUACAGGUGCUGAAGUGAUCACGUACCAAGAAGAAACAGCUUAUUUUUUAUGCAUAUAAUAUAUUUGAAUGAAAAAAAAGAAGCAAAGAACCAAUAGACCAAAAAGAUAAGGGCAAGAGUCACAAAGCUUAAAUAAUGCACGGGUGGGUGGGUUUCUAGACUGUGCACAAGAGUCCCUUGAAAAUCAAACUUUAAUCUACUAACCUUGAAAACUCCCUUUAAAAAAAGUAUUAAAAACACACACACACACACACACUCUUUAAAUAACUUCUGAGUUUUUGAAAAGCAUCCAGGAUAAUGCUUCAUCACUCCUUCAAGGACACCCAUCUGUUUGUCAUGAUCUCGCCAGCCAUCCCACACUUAUGAAACACACUGUAGUCUAAUUGUUUGCGUAAGGAAUGAGCUUAGACAUGCAUUCGCUGUGGUGUAGCAUGCUGUAUUUAUUUAUGAACUGCCUGUGUAGCAACACACAAGCACCAAUUAAGAAAACAGAGGUCUGGGAUUGGGGCAGAAGAGUAUUGUACUGCUGUAACCGACAAUGUGUGUAGAAAUAACUAAAUAUAUAUAUGAAAGUGCAUAAAAGAAAUAUGAAAAUGUUUCCGUUUCGUUUUUUUUUUUUUUAAACACUAACUCCAGAUAAUAAUCACUAAAGAGCCUUGUGCUUUAGUGCAGCAAACCAUUACAUCUUCAGCUCAGUGUGCAUAUUGAAUACUAAACAGACGCAGUUUGGCAGAAAACAUUUCUAGUUCAAUAUUGAAAGAGAGCCUUUGUUUAAAUGUUUGUCUACUGGGCUAAUGGCUUGCUUUGAUACACCAGUACACAGCUGGGAUUAGCCACAGCUGGGUUAUGUUAGAGUGUUUUACAGCACCGGGAGAACCCUGAGUACAUGUGCUUACCCCAGGAUUGCCACUGAAAAUAAGCAGUUAAUGCAAUCCAGGUGAAUUCCUCAGUGCUGUAAAAUGUUCUAAUAAAAUCAAAGGAUGGGCUGAUCAAAUCACCCCCUAACUUUUUUUUUUUUCCCAGAGUGUAUUUAGCUGUGUCAGAUUUAUAAUAAAAAUAAUAUUGAUAAAUAAAUAAAUAAGCUUGAUUUUAAAAACAGACCUGGCCUCAGAUUAUAACACUGAUGGACAAUUGUGGGGGAAAUGGAGUGACAUUGUAGAGGAUAUUGAUGGAAAAAAAAGAUAGGGUUACCAAAAUUUUAUGGUACGGGUAUAGUGGGUCAAUUGCAGUCUGCAAUGAUGUGCAAGGUGCUGCAAUGGAGAUCUCCUAAGCACAUUGGCACAUCCACUUUUCUGGUUGGACAAUACUAUUAGCAAAGG